AUGUUUCAUUGUAGCACAACCUCUCCAACAAAAACAAUUCCAACAGAAAUUAAUCGUAGAGCUAUAGAUGUUAUUCAAGAAAUUUUAAAUAAUUUACUAUAUCCAUCAGAAUUAGAAAAUUCUUUAAAUGGAUGGAAUUCUUUUUUAUUUUCUAUUUUUACUUUUAUUCUUCAAGAGGAAAAAGAAGAAAGAAAUUGUACUUUAGAAACUUGUAUUCAAAUUGGAAAUAUUUUUUUGAAUUUUGUGGAGCAAAACAAUUUCGAUUUAAUUGGAACUGGGUGGACAGAAUUAUUUGCUUCCUUGAAGUUACUCACUCAACGUCAACACAACAUAGACAUAUCCUUAUCUCCAAUAUCAACAAAUAUAUCAUUAAAAGAGGAAGAUAUAUCAAUACCUACACCACCAUUCCCAGCAUUAACCUCUAUAAUAAUUGAAAUUUGUAAUAAAUUUUUGUUUAAUCACACAAAAAGGCCCACAUUAUUUUUGUUAAUGUUUAAUGAAUUUUGUGAUUUGUUACUUUUUGCUUUGGAAGUUAAUGGAAGUUUUGCUUGGAAAGGUUAG
Molecule: messenger RNA, 561 nt
Organism: Meloidogyne enterolobii
Lineage: Eukaryota; Metazoa; Nematoda; Chromadorea; Rhabditida; Meloidogynidae
Source: the annotation of a GenBank genome assembly